AUGGAGCUUCCCAGUUACAGAAAGCAGUUGCUGCAGCAGCUGUAAACACUCUUCAAGGAGCAGCAGUUCUGCAAUUGCACCAUCUUCAUUGGGACUGUUCAUUUUAGAGUACACAAGGUUGUUUUGGCUGCUGCCAGCCUGCUUUUUAAAUCCUUAUUGGAUAGCACAGACACCAUCUCCAUUGAUGCUUCUGUGGCUACACCUGAGGAGUUUGCGCUGUUGCUGGAUGUGGUGUACACUGGCAAACUCCCAAUGGGGAACAACUUCACCAAAGCCAUCUCUCUGUCAGACAGUCUGCAGAUGUUUGAUGUGGCUGUUAGUUGCAAAAACCUCCUUAGAGACCUCCUCAGCUGCUAAUCUCAGGAUCAGACAGUGAGAGAGGUCUCCAGCCAGCCAGCAGACUCAUCUGAAAACAGCGCUGAAGCUGAUAACCUGCUUCAGUCUGAAAAACCUCCUGCAAAAAAAACAGAUACCUUGCACCCUCAGAGAGUGUCCCCUUCUCCUGACUCUGCAGAAGCAGAAAUGGAGGGAGAUGUUUCUGUUCCUGACCAGGAGCUUACCACAAAUCACACCUGGGUUCCACAGGACACGACCCUGAGCAGCUCUGGGUCCCUCAGGGCAGAUUCAGGCUCUCAUCCUGACCAGCCUGCCUGCACAGAGCAGUGUGGCUGUGCAGAAGAGGAGCCUGCUGAGCCUCUGGAGAAGAAAGGAAGAAUGAGUGAUUUAGCAGCAGAGAGCAAAAGCUGUAAACUGUAUUUCUUUCUUCGAUAUGAAAGUGUUUUCUCUGAGGCCCUUUCUGAUGCCCAGGCUGUGCUCAGAAGACUAGAAGAAUGCAGAGAAAUUGAUGCCUCUCAAAGGGAGGCUCUGGUUGCCUGUCUGGCAGAGGCAGGGGAACAGUUGGUGUUCACAAAGCUGUUGGGCAAAGUGAAGGAUGCCCUGGAUGCACAGAUCCUUGUGUCCUUACUGAAGCUGUAAGAUGGGAAUCCCACGCUGAGAGCAGCCUUGCUGGAGAGGGAACAGGGCAGUGGAGAAGCCCUGCAGCAAACAGAGAGCAUGAAAGAGGGAGAGAUGCUGACUGCUUGUUUGCUGGGAUGCAGGGAGGAGCUGAUCCAGAACGUGACACAGCUGAGCCCCAUCAUAGAGUUCCUGGAGGCAGCAGAAGAGGGAUUCCUGACCGCCUCGGAGAAGCGGGCCACCCCUGCAGCCCGCACUACCAAAACUCUACCACAUAACCCCAGUACAGGCUGGUUGAAGUGCAGUGCAGAUACCUGCCUGGGAGCAGCAACAGGUUCCAUGGCCACCAGUGAAAGCACAGCCAUUGAGAUCAUCCUGAGGCACAGCAAGUUGAUUUCGGAGGCCAUUAGGCAGAGAGCGGACUUGGCUCCAGGGGAAGCAGGACUCAUGGAAGCAGUAAAAGAGCUACUGAGUGUUUCUGCUCAGGAAAGUUCAGAGGCCUCCUUCAAAGCAGCUCUGAGUACAACACAGGAGAAGUCUGUCCCGGCCAUCAAGAUCUGUCAGCUGCUGUGCAAUGUCCGUGAGUCUUUCCCAGACCUACAGCCAGUGAUGCAGGAGCUAGGGCAUGUGGGGCUCUUGACGGAAGGAAGUGGAGAGGAAGCUGGGAUCAGGAAGUGGAAGGUGAACAGUGAGUCCCAACUUGAAGCUCUGGACAAAGAAGAGGACAGGGCAGGAGGUGCUGGGACCAAGGAACCGAAGGAACCACAAGAGAAAGCUUCUUCCAAGAAGAGUUUUAUCUGCAAAGCUUGUGAUAAGAGCUUCCGCUUCUACUGCUGCCUAAAGGUGCACAUGAAACGUUGUCCGGUGACCAAAGGAAAGCAAAUCCAGCGUAAGGAGUGCACUGAAGUCAAAGCUACAAAGAAUGAGCUGGAGAAACAUCAGCUGGAGGUCCAUGGAGCAGUCGUGGCCAAGAAGAAGAGGUGUCUCCCUGCAGCAUGUGACAUCUAUGGCCAAGAGUUUGCUCAUGCCUCAGGGAUGCAGUACCACAAGCUGGCGGAGCAUUUCAACGAGAAGCCCGUCUCCUGUGAGGAGUGCGGGGCCAAGUUUGCGGCCAACUCCACGCUGAAGAACCACCUGCGGCUGCACACAGGGGACCGGCCCUUCAUGUGCAAGCACUGCCCGAUGACCUUUAUGCAGGCCUCGGCCCUUGCCUACCACACCAAGAAGAAGCGCUCUGAGGAUGAGCCUUCCCCACAGGAGCCCAUCCCCAGGGGUGGUGUCCCUGCUCAUUCCCAGCUCUGCUACUGCUCCAUCCCCCUUUUCCAGGUUCUUCCACUAGCCACCCAGUUAGAAGCUUGUCCUCAGCAAGAGACAUCAGCACAGAGAAACAAGGAACUGAACCCUGAGCACUGGGGUGUGAGGAGGAUAGAACUAGAGAUUCAGACGUCAGAGGAAGGAGCAGCAGAACACAUCAUCUCUUUUGAUGAAGCCCAGGUUGCUGGCUCCCAAGUCUUUGCGACGUUGCCCGAAUCCCAAGUGAGCCAAGCUGGCUUGGAGCUGGUGACAGUGACUAUGGAGGACUUGUUUGAUGACAAAGUCACUCCGAUUUGUGAAGAAACCAAAGGAGAGUGA
Cygnus atratus (black swan) is the source of this 2586-nucleotide messenger RNA. Its product is annotated as zinc finger and BTB domain-containing protein 40. The record is from RefSeq and is a predicted model, not a curated record. Lineage: Eukaryota; Metazoa; Chordata; Aves; Anseriformes; Anatidae. Gene Ontology annotation, cellular component: nucleus. Gene Ontology annotation, biological process: regulation of transcription by RNA polymerase II. Gene Ontology annotation, molecular function: protein binding; DNA-binding transcription factor activity, RNA polymerase II-specific; RNA polymerase II cis-regulatory region sequence-specific DNA binding.